This is a messenger RNA of Penicillium verhagenii, 1857 nucleotides long. Its product is annotated as ankyrin repeat domain-containing protein. NCBI's taxonomy places the organism in Eukaryota, Fungi, Ascomycota, Eurotiomycetes, Eurotiales, Aspergillaceae. The record is from RefSeq and is a predicted model, not a curated record. Gene Ontology annotation, molecular function: protein binding. The coding region runs from base 1 to 1857 and encodes 618 amino acids. The transcript has a single exon.
AUGUCUUGGGCUUCAAAGAGAGAGACAACCAGAAUCGAGGACCGCGCAUACAGCUUGAUGGGAUUGUUUGGCAUCUACAUGCCAUUGAUCUAUGGAGAGCGAGAAACGGCCUUCGUGCGGCUCCAGGAAGAAAUCAUUAAAGUGUCAAAUGAUCAUACCAUUUUUGCGUGGAGACAGGAUCAUGAAGAGCAUCAUACUGGGUUGUUAGCUUCCUCUCCGGCAGCUUUCGCCGAAUCUUACAAUAUCAUUCAAACCGAACCAUUCAGAGCCACCUCUCUUGGCAGCCCUAUUACGUUUAGCAGCAUGGGUAUUCAUCUAGAACUUCGGUUCAUAGGUAUGGGUCCUCAGGGCCUGGGCUUGGCAAUUCUCCACUGCAAAGACAUACAGGAGGAGAACAAGAUGAUUGCAAUUUAUCUGAAAGAUUGUUACUUGACGAUGGAGCAAUUUCAGAGAGUUGGGCAUGGAAAUUUCCACCAAGUCGAUCUUACAAAGUUCAAUCCAUUCCAGUACCCGGUUAGGAGGAUAUGCGUCGAAGGUGGUCGUAUGACACGCAGGUGGAAGCUUGACAAAAGAAUUCCUGCUUUUCAGAUUCACGUAUACUCUAAUGAUGUGCUCGCACAACUCAUGAACUUUGGAGAUCCAACAGCAAUUUUCAAGGCCGCCGCAUCAGGGGACGAGGAACUUGUAUGGUUGCUCCUGACACGAAGUGAUGUCAACAUAGAAGCAAGAGCUGACAGGUUUGACCCAACCCCCCUGGAAUGUGCCAUUGAGAACGGGAAAUUAGAGCUUGUGAAGACAUUACUGAGGAGAGGGGCUCGAUCUGAUGUGAAGAGUAUGGAGUUUCAGAGCUUACUAUUACUGGCCUUAAGGAAUGGGCAUGAGGCUGUUGUCAAGCUGUUCCUUGACAGGGGCGCGGACAUUGAGCUCAAUGAUGAUCAAAGACAGAAAAUAUUGUUUAUGGCUGGUAGCAGUGGGAACUUGGAAGAUACUGUGAACCUUGUUCUUGAUAGAGGCGCUGAAAUUGAUGCAAAGAAUGUCAACGGCCAGACUCCACUGAUUAUCGCCACUGAGAAUGGCAACGAGAAUAUCGUUAAGCUGCUCCUCGACAGGGGCGCUAAAAUUGAUGCAAAGGGUGACUUUGAUCGGAGUCCACUACAUUUCGCCGCUGAGAAAGCCAACGAGAAUAUAGUAAAGCUGCUCCUCGACAAGGGCGCUGAACUUGAUAUAAAGAAUCUUAGUGAUGAGACUCCACUGUAUCUUGCCGCUGAGAAAGGCAACGAGAAUAUUGUCAAGCUGCUCCUUGAACGGGGACCUAGAAUUGAUACAAAUAGUCUCGUUUGUCAGAGUCCACUACAUCUCGCCGCUUGGAGAGGCAACGAGAAUAUCGUCAAGCUGCUCCUCGACAAGGGCGCUGAACUUGAUGUAAAGAAUUCUAGUGAUCAGAGUCCACUACAUCUUGCCGCUGAGAAAGGCAACGAGAAUAUUGUCAAGCUGCUCCUUGAAAGGGGAGCUAGAAUAGAUACAAAGGGUUUCUUUGGUCGGACUCCACUAAUUCUCGCCGCUGAGAAUGGCAACGAGAAUAUGGUCAAGCUGCUUCUUGAAAGGGGGGCUAGUUUUGAGCUAAGAGAUCACAUGAACCAUUCUGCGUUAAAAUGCGCUGCUAUUAACGGGUCAACGAAUGUUGUCAAAAUACUGCUGAACGCAGGUGCCAAAGUUGACAAAGACAUUUGGGGCAAUACGCCUCUGGAGGCUGUUAAAAUGUUCAGGGGUAGCAAGCCUGAGAUUGUUGAGAUGUUACGCGAAGCUGAGAGGGCUUGUCAGGAGUUACAUCUCACAGAAGAGGAGAGACAAAGUUGA